AUGUCGUUUACAGGAGGUAUAAAUGUGGUAUUGAACCAGCAUUACUCCACAUCAAAACAUAACCCAUCAGCAUGUUCCAAGUUGUCACAGUCGAACCGAACAGGGAAGCUGAUAAUGAUGGGCUAUAUCGCUCUUGGACUCACCAUUCCUUUUAUAUUACCUCUUCAGAAGAGUCUGAAGGUGGAAAAUGUGAAACAUGCCCCUCCACAGAUUGGAAUAUGA
Messenger RNA from Kuraishia capsulata CBS 1993, 222 nucleotides. RefSeq lists its product as uncharacterized. The record is from RefSeq and is a predicted model, not a curated record. NCBI's taxonomy places the organism in Eukaryota, Fungi, Ascomycota, Pichiomycetes, Pichiales, Pichiaceae. The coding region runs from base 1 to 222 and encodes 73 amino acids. The transcript has a single exon.